Molecule: messenger RNA, 738 nt
Organism: Penicillium argentinense
Lineage: Eukaryota; Fungi; Ascomycota; Eurotiomycetes; Eurotiales; Aspergillaceae
Exons: 4
Coding region: 1-738 (245 amino acids)
Molecular function (GO): oxidoreductase activity, acting on the CH-OH group of donors, NAD or NADP as acceptor
Source: RefSeq, a predicted model, not a curated record
AUGUCGAGUGUGUUGAUCACUGGUGCUUCUCGAGGGCUUGGACUCGAAUUGGUCAAGCAGUACUCUUGCCGUGUGCCUGAUGAUGGCCUGGUGAUUGCUGCUGCCCGAAAUAUGAGUCCCGAAUUAGGAGUGAUUGUCAACCAAGAGGGGAGUCGUGUCGUUUUUGUUGCAGUCGACAUCUCGAAUGAGUCGAGCGUCCUGAAGUCGACACCCACGGUGACAACUCACCUUCGAGGAAAGGGUCUUGACAUCCUGAUCAACAACGCGGGUGUACAUUCGUGGACGGAUGGCGGAGUUUCCCAGAUGUCGGAUCUUGGAUAUCAAUUGAGAGUCAAUGUCACUGGCACACACAACAUGAUAAGAUCAUACUUGCCACUCCUCCAGUCUGCGAACGUGAAGAAAGUAAUCAACAUUUCAAGCCCAUGGGGCUCGACUUCGUCAGCUCGAGACUUUUACUUUGCUCCUUGUCCUGCGUACAAGAUAAGCAAGGCUGCACUGAACUCACUGACUGUCCAGUAUGCUCUUUCUCACGAAGCAGAGGGGUUUACCUUCCUUUCUGUGAAUCCAGGUUGGCUUCGAACGGACAUGGGAGGUAGUGAUGGUGAUCUUUCUGCGGAGGAGGGCGCAAGUGCUGUUGCGGAUCUCGUUGCCAGUGUCGAUACGAGCUCGAACGGAAGUUUUAAGACCAUCUCUGUCUCGGGAUAUGACCAGUAUAGUGGACAGACUAUUCCUUGGUAG